AUGUUGCAGAAAAGUUUAGAAGAAGAAAAAUUCAAAGAAAAAGUAGAAGCUAUAAAGGACAGAAUAGAAAUCGAUUGGGCAAUUGAACAUUAUACAAGAUUAGUAUUAAUAACAUGUGACAAGACAAUUCCGAAAAUAAAGGAUAACCAAAAACUAAAAAUCGCGUGGUGGUCCGACGAACUCGAAAGACUCAAGAAGGAGGCAGCAACGAAAAAGCGAAGGAUUAGAUGUGCCUGA
Molecule: messenger RNA, 237 nt
Organism: Pieris macdunnoughi
Lineage: Eukaryota; Metazoa; Arthropoda; Insecta; Lepidoptera; Pieridae
Source: the annotation of a GenBank genome assembly